AAGAUGGCGGCGGUGGCGGCUCCUACGGCUCCAUCUCCGCCUCCCCCGCCCCCGUCGGGCCCGUGCUGCCCCGGCUCGUGGCCGAACUUCGCCGUGGUCUGCUCCUUCCUGGAGCGCUACGGGGCGCUGCUGGACCUGCCCGAGCUGCCCUUCCCCGAGCUGGAGCGCGUCCUGCAGCCGCCGCAGGAGCCCGGGGACCAGGUUCCAAAAGAGUUGGUAGAACUUCACUUGAAACUGAUGAGGAAGAUUGGGAAGUCUGUCACAGCAGACAGAUGGGAAAAAUACUUGAUCAAGAUAUGCCAAGAGUUCAACAGUACUUGGGCAUGGGAGAUGGAGAAGAAAGGAUACCUGGAAACGAGUGUUGAAUGCAAAUUGGGAAUUCUGAAGUACCUCUGUGAGUGUCAGUUUGAUGACAAUCUAAAAUUUAAGAAUAUCAUUAAUGAAGAGGAUGCUGAUGCUAUGCGUCUCCAGCCAAUUGGUCGAGACAAGGAUGGUCUAAUGUAUUGGUACCAGCUGGAUCAAGAACAUAAUGUGAGAAUGUACGUAGAAGAACAGGAUGACCAGGAUGGGUCUUCUUGGAAAUGCAUUGUCAGAAACCGAAAUGAGCUAGCUGAGACGCUUGAGCUUUUGAAAGCACAAAUCGAUCCUGCACUGUUGAAAAAGAACAACCAGCAGGACAGCUCAUCACGUGAAAGCCCUAGCAUAGAAGAUGAAGAUAGCAAAAAGGAGGAAGAAAUAUCUCCACCAGGAAAUGAAUUAAAAAUAAAAGAAGAAGAGGAGAACAUGGAGGAACAGUCAAAGGAAUUGGAAAGCCUUCCUCCACCUACAGUUCCAGCAGAUGAAAACAUGAUGAAAAUGGAGAAGGUGGAAGAAAAGGAAAUUAUAAAACUGCCAGUCAUAGUAAAGUUAGAAAAACCUUCAGAAAACAGUGAGGAAAAGCAGAUUACCAAAGAAGAAAAUGAUUCCUUUAAAGAAAAUGUCAAGCCUGUUAAAGCAGAAGUGAAGGAAAAUAAAGUAGAACCAAAAGAUUUAAAAGAAGUAAAAAGCAGCACAGAUAAAAUAACAGUACAUGAGCCUGAGAGAUUAGAGUUUUGUGUCAAUGUCAAAACCCCUCAAGAAGUUGUGGAGAAAUCUGCAGAAGAAAGUGAGAAACUUAAAAAUGACCAGCAGGCAAAGAUACCACUGAAAAAGCGAGAGAUCAAGCUGACAGAUGACUAUGACAGUCCAAUAAAGGGGUCCUUGUGUAAAUGUGUUACUCCAACAAAGGAUGUCUUGAAAGAGGAAGGAAAACCAGAGGAGGAGGGUUUUAGACGAGUCCCUACAAUCACUGCUUUAUGUCCUGAUGGGAAAUUGCUAGUAAAUGGAGAGGUUAGCAGUGAAAAAGUCGCCCAAAAUGUCACCCAAAAUAAUAAGUCAGAACAUUCCAUUAGCACAAAGGAAGACAGCAGCAGCUCAUCGAAGGAGAAAAAUUGCAUAAGUGGGGGGAAAAUAUCAGACUCUUUAAACUCUGUUAGCAAAAUUGUGAAAACAUGUGAAGAUGAGAAAAAUGUGCCUACCAACAAAGAGGUAGCUGCUACGGUCUCUGAGGUUUCUAAUCAGAAAGUGCCUUUAAAGGAGGAAUCUAGUCUUAUGGAAAAUGAGUCCCUCGACAGUAUGACUUCUGAGGUGGCAAUGGAGGACUCGUGGAAAGCAGGAUACUGCCCCAAGAAACCUGAAGAGAAAUUAGCUUUGAAAACCAGGAAGGACAGACGACCACCACUCAAAGAAUGUUUAGAAAAGCUGGAAAAGUCCAUGAAGACAUCCACUCCUAAGGAGCCACCCAAGCUUGAUCUAACAGAUGAAGAGGGUUUGAAAAGUAAUAAUGAACUGGAGAAGAAAUCUGACUCUCCAAAAGCAGGUGAAACACCUCCAUCGUCUAUUCCUCCUGUUCCUUCCGAGAAAUCUGCUUUAGAAAAAGAGGGCUCAGAUUCCAAAAACAUACUUCCUGAUGAAAGCAAAGUUCCGGAAGGAUCAGAUUCAGAAAAACAAAAGGAGGAAUUUGAAGCUCCCCAGACAGAACCAGAUAAACAAGAUAAUGCCCAAACCUCUAAUAUAGAGGAGUCUUCAGAGACUAAAAAGGAAUCUGCAGUACAAAAAAGCAAAUUUAAAUAUAAACUGGUUUCUGAAGAGAACAUCUGUGUAACAGAUAACAAGGAAAUAACCUCCGAGAGGCAGAAGGAAGGGAUCAAGUUAACCAUCAGGAUCUCCAGUAGAAAGAAAAAGCCUGAUCCACCUCCAAAGACUCAGGACACCGAGCAGAAGGAAGAGGAGGAAGUCAAUGUUGGUCGCACUUUAAGGAGGUCUCCAAGAAUAUCUAAACCUACUCCAAAAGUGGUGGAGACUCGGGAUCAGAAAACUGACAAAAAACGAGGUGAAGAAGAGGAGGAGAAACUGGCAGUGCUGCAAAAGCAAGACCGAAGAGAGGAUGUGAAAAAACAAGAGAAGGAGUCCAAUUCUAAAGUGAGCAAGGUCACACCGAGAAACAAAGUGCGGUGGACAGGAACUCGAACACGUGGCAGGUGGAGAUAUUCAAGUAAUGAAGACAGCGAGGAGUCUGAGACCGAAGAAAACUCUGAGGAGGAAUCUGAGGGGGGAGAGGAAGAAGAGGAACCUGCACCUGCUGAUGAUGAUGAACCAUGCAAGAAGUGUGGCCUUCCCAAUCACCCUGAGCUAAUUCUGUUGUGUGACUCUUGUGACAGUGGAUACCACACAGCCUGCCUUCGACCCCCAUUGAUGAUAAUCCCAGAUGGAGAGUGGUUCUGCCCACCUUGCCAACAUAAAUUACUCUGUGAGAAGUUAGAAGAACAAUUGCAAGAUCUGGAUGUUGUCUUGAAAAAGAAGGAGCGGGCAGAGCGAAGGAAAGAGCGAUUGGUGUAUGUGGGUAUCAGUAUUGAGAACAUCAUCCCACCACAAGAGCCAGAAAUACCAGAAAGUCAGGAAGAAAAGAAGAAAGAUUCCAAAAAGUCAAAAUCAAAACGGCUUGAAAGGAGGUCUACAAGAACACGGAAAUGCAUAAGUUACAGAUUUGAUGAAUUUGAUGAGGCAAUUGAUGAAGCAAUAGAAGAUGAUAUCAAGGAGGCCGAUGGAGGAGGUGGUGGCAGAGGCAAAGACAUGUCUAAUAUCACAGGUCACCGGGGAAAAGACAUUUCCACCAUCCUAGAGGAAGAAAGGAAAGAAAAUAAGCGGCCACAAAGGGCCGCUGCAGCACGUCGCAAGAAACGACGGCGACUGAACGACCUCGAUAGUGAUAGUAACCUGGAUGAGGAAGAGAGUGAGGAUGAGUUCAGGAUCAGCGAUGGAUCUCAGGACGAGUUUGUUGUAUCAGAGGAAAACCCAGAUGAAAGUGAAGAUGAUCAGCUGUCAAACGAAGACAGUGAUACAGAGUUCUGUGCCCGUAGACCCAGGCGACACCACUCCAGGCCAAUGAGACAAAGCAGGCGGUUACGAAGAAAAACAGUCAAGAAAAAAUAUUCAGAGGAUGAUGAAGAGGAAGACUCUGAGGACAAUUUAAGUAGGGAGUCUGAAAGUGGUGAUUACACAGAUUACAGUGAUGAUGAUUACCUGGAAACUAGGCGGAGAAGAUCAAGGCGGAAUCAGAAGAGACAAGUUAACUAUAAGGAGGAUUCAGAAAGCGAUGGCUCACAGAAAAGUGUUCGAUACGGAAAGGAGCUAAGACGACUUCAUAAACGCAGGCUUCCCAGUUCAGACAGUGAAGAGAGCUACAUGUCCAAGAACUCUGAAGAUGAUGAACCAGCAAAGGAAUCAAAGCAGUCUAUUCGAAAACGUAGCCGAAGUACAGACGAAUACUCAGAAGAAGAAGAAGAGGAUGGGGACGAACCAGAGGAGGGGAGACCUGUCCGCAAACGGCUGAAUCGAAUUGAAACAGAUGAUGAAGAUAACUGCGACAAUGCGAACAAAGAUGCAGAAAAGCCUGCACCUGCAAAUAAGCCGUCAGCACCUCAUGCUCCUCAUGACAGCACCAAGAAGCCCUGCUACCGGAUAGAAAGUGAUGAUGAAGAUGACUUUGAUAAUGUAGGGAAAGUAGAAAGCCCGUUGGACUACAGCCUAGUGGACUUGCCUUCCACCAAUGGACAGAGCCCAGGUAAAACUAUUGAAACCUUGAUUGGCAAACCAAGUGAGAAGACUCAAGCCCCCAAGGACAGCACAGCCAAUGCCAACCUGGCACCCAAUGGGACGGGGGGUGGGCAGGAGGUGGUAGGGCCAGAGGAAGAGGAGGAUGAACUUUUGAGAGUGACUGACCUUGUUGAUUACGUCUGUAACAGUGAACAGUUAUAAGACUUUCUUCCAUUUUUGUGCUAAUUUAUUCCACGGUAGCGCAUACCAGCGGGCCAGUUAUUAAAAGCUGUUUUAUUUUUCCUAGAAGACUGUCCACUACAGUAUCACUUUUUAGAAGCAAGAAUUUCACCAGUUCUGCAGUCUUUCUGUGAAGUGACCAGUUUUGAACUUUGAAGAUAAAUUGCUGUAAAUUCCCUCUUAAUUUUUUUCUCUCCUUCCAAGUCCAUGGUCCUGGGUAAUUUCAUUCACAAAAACCUUAUAACAACAAGAGAUUUGUAUAUUUUUGACUUUAUAUUUCCUGAAAGCAUACAAAUUUGUUGAAAUGUGUGGCCUAUGAAAGCAUUCCAAAUCAGUCAGGGCCCAAAACGUAACUGGGGCAGGGGGCAGUGGGAGGCGGGAAUGGGGGCGUGUGUGCAGAAGCACUUGUGCUUUAGCUUUUUCAUAUGAGAUAUAUAUUAUAUUUAAAUGUUCACAACUUAGAUGACAAUUUAACAGACAGUUUAAAAAUUAAUGUCUCUACUGUUGCAUUUUGUGAGUUGUAGGUUAACAUACAUAGCUCAUUUUAGUAACCACCUUCAUGAAAGCAGCUUGAUUUAAGAUUGGAGAUAACCACAGUAAAUAAAGAGGCCAAGAAAGUACAAUAAACAAGAACUCUAGUAUCCAUUUUGACUUGCAGAUUUUCCUGAUAAACAUCCUUUAAAGUGUUUGUACAGUAAAGUGUACUGUAAUGAAGUUUUGACGGUCGAAACAUGCUAGCAAUGAAUUUAUAAAACAGUUUUUCCAUGCAUAUUUCAUCAGAUGGCCUUUAAUGUACAGUAUCUGGUGGGAGGGAAUCUGUGUGAAGUUAGUUUGUAAAUGGGAUGAUACCAUGUGAGUGCUGUAAACUUUUACAGAUGCCAGAACCACUGUAUAAAGUAACUGCCUCGCCAUUUGAGUUUUAAACCAUCUAUCAGAGUAUUUUGAAAGGAAUACGUUUGUACAUACUGCAUUGACCACCGGAUUACAGCACAUCUGAUGAUGGAGGGAUUUUCAAAUAAACCUUGACUGGUCCAUUCAUGCCCCUAAUAUCUACUUCAAAUUGAAGUAAACAAAUGGAGCAGUUUUCCUUUUGGAGGUUUUCUGUUUUGGAUUUGUGUGUUUGUUUUGAUUUACUUAUCUGCCUGGAUGUACUAGCAGGUUUUGAAUGUAGUGUUGGCCUUUGGCCAUUAGAAUUUUCUUAAAAUACAUUUUAAUAGUUGUCAUGUGACCAACUGAUUUCAAGAAGGCAGUAUUUCUGGGAGAAAAUGCUUGACUCCAAGACAAUAUCUCAUCACUUUGAGUGGCAUGUACUUUAGCUCAAGUAUACAGAUUUUUUUUUAACAGUUUAUUUGGCACAUAAUAGACAGCGAAGCUGAAGUUUGUUUUGGAUAGCACUCAGUUUUCUCUUGGCUCUUAAUUAAGAUGCAGGCUGUAAAGUUUAUACAUGUUGUAGCCCACAGCUAAAACAUAGCUGCCAAAUGUUGAAAUCUGAUAAGGUCACAUCUAUUAAACCUUUUGCGCUGAGAUUUGGA
Messenger RNA from Terrapene triunguis (Three-toed box turtle), 5885 nucleotides. RefSeq names its product remodeling and spacing factor 1 (gene RSF1). Gene Ontology annotation, biological process: regulation of DNA-templated transcription. The record is from RefSeq and is a predicted model, not a curated record. The transcript is spliced from 16 exons. The coding region runs from base 4 to 4335 and encodes 1443 amino acids. Gene Ontology annotation, cellular component: RSF complex. NCBI's taxonomy places the organism in Eukaryota, Metazoa, Chordata, Testudines, Emydidae.